AUGCACUGUCUUAAGAUUAUCCCUCUUACCAUUCUUACUGCGCUCACCACGGCAGCAGCCGUUCCUUCCCGCAGUGAUGUACAUGCUGUGGAGGCCGUGACGAAUCAUUUGGAACACCGUGAUUCUCAGCAGGUCGCCCAACAGGCCGUUCAGAAUGCCAUCACCGCUGCGAAAAUGCAAGCAGAGCAAGACGCAGCUGCAGAUGCUGCGACGAGACCCGGAAGCAACAUAUAG
Messenger RNA from Aspergillus bombycis, 234 nucleotides. RefSeq lists its product as uncharacterized. The coding region runs from base 1 to 234 and encodes 77 amino acids. Lineage: Eukaryota; Fungi; Ascomycota; Eurotiomycetes; Eurotiales; Aspergillaceae. The record is from RefSeq and is a predicted model, not a curated record. The transcript has 2 exons.